Molecule: messenger RNA, 7024 nt
Organism: Diceros bicornis minor
Lineage: Eukaryota; Metazoa; Chordata; Mammalia; Perissodactyla; Rhinocerotidae
Gene: RNF150
Product: ring finger protein 150
Exons: 7
Coding region: 1-1317 (438 amino acids)
Source: RefSeq, a predicted model, not a curated record
AUGGCAAUGUCUCUCAUCCAAGCGUGCCGCAGUCUGGCUCUCUCAACAUGGCUGCUUUCCUUUUGUUUCGUGCAUCUGCUCUGCCUGGACUUCACCGUGGCCGAGAAGGAGGAAUGGUACACCGCCUUCGUGAACAUCACCUACGCCGAGCCCGCGCCGGACCCCGGGGCCGGGGUGGCGGGCGGCGGCGGCACCGAGCUGCACACCGAGAAGACCGAGUGCGGGCGCUACGGAGAGCACUCACCCAAGCAGGACGCCCGCGGGGAGGUGGUCAUGGCUACCUCGGCCCACGACCGCCUGGCCUGCGACCCCAAUACCAAGUUCGCCGCCCCAGCCCACGGCAAGAACUGGAUAGCCCUCAUUCCCAAGGGCAACUGCACGUACAGGGAUAAGAUCCGGAACGCGUUCCUGCAGAACGCCUCCGCUGUGGUCAUCUUCAACGUGGGCUCCAACACCAACGAGACCAUCACCAUGCCCCAUGCAGGUGUAGAAGACAUCGUGGCAAUAAUGAUUCCUGAGCCAAAAGGGAAGGAGAUAGUAAGCCUGCUGGAGAGAAACAUCACUGUGACGAUGUACAUCACCAUUGGAACCCGGAACUUGCAGAAAUACGUGAGCCGCACUUCGGUUGUGUUUGUCUCCAUCUCCUUCAUUGUCCUGAUGAUCAUUUCCCUCGCAUGGCUCGUCUUUUAUUAUAUCCAGAGGUUUCGAUAUGCAAAUGCCAGGGACAGGAACCAGCGCCGCCUGGGAGAUGCAGCCAAGAAAGCGAUCAGCAAGCUCCAGGUCAGAACCAUCAAGAAGGGUGACAAGGAAACAGAGCCGGAUUUUGACAACUGUGCGGUUUGCAUUGAAGGGUACAAGCCCAACGACAUUGUCCGGGUCUUGCCCUGCCGGCAUCUUUUCCACAAGUCCUGUGUUGACCCCUGGCUUCUAGACCAUCGCACCUGUCCCAUGUGCAAGAUGAACAUUCUUAAAGCCCUAGGGAUCCCGCCCAAUGCCGACUGCAUGGACGACUUGCCCACCGACUUCGAGGGAUCUCUGGGAGGUCCACCGACCAACCAGAUCACCGGUGCGAGUGACACGACCGUAAAUGAAAGUUCAGUCACUUUGGACCCUGCUGUCCGGACUGUGGGAGCCUUACAGGUGGUCCAGAUUACAGAUCCCACCCCACAGGAGGGAGAAAUCAUCUUUACUACCAACAGUGAGCAGGAACCGGCUGUAAGCAGUGAUUCUGACAUCUCGCUAAUUAUGGCAAUGGAGGUUGGACUGUCUGAUGUAGAACUUUCCACUGACCAAGACUGCGAAGAGGUGAAAUCUUGAAAUGGCAAAUACAGAAAACAGGGAUGGUAGGACCCGAGGGGAAGGAAGAGAGGAGUGCCCCCAAGACUUGGACCGGGCACACACACCUCCAGAACACGUUGGCAACUCCAACGGCGCUCCACUCAAGAAUGGUAAUGAAAAGCAAUAUCCAAAGUCACGUUCAUCAGGAUGCAGUUUCUCCAUCUCUGCAACAGUCCAUGGCCUUGGCAGCUGGGAAGUUGAAAGCUGAUUUUCCCUUCCAUGUCCUUGUAGACACACACUUCAGAAGCUCCUAAAACAGACUGAAGGACAGUAUUAGGGCUUCUUAGUUUCAUUUCCAUUUUUUCCAGGUCUUGUUCUCUUGUUUUUUGGAAUGUCGUUUGAUUUCUUUGGCAGUUUCCUUUUAAAAGCUGUGUGUAGUUUACCUUACAUCCACUUCUUUGUUUUUCCUUUGACUCACUCCAGCUUUUGUAUAGAGUUCCAUUUAGAAGCACCAGUUCUUGCUAUGCUGGGUUUGUAUUCCAUCUCUGAGAUUAAUGGCCUUGACCUCUCAGCCUGAAGUGUGCAUGGCUUUGGGAAGUGCCUCAGCACCCUGAAACAGUCUAAGGCCAGCUUUCAUUAAGAAUCUAAAUUCUUUUAAGUGGAUUUUGAAGAUCCCAGCUGCCAGAGAUCCCCAACACUAAACUCUGAAUCUGCUGAGGCCACUGCUCCUUAUUUUCAGCUACAUCACCCUGGCUUCCACUUGCCAGGCUCUGUUAAGGGUCCUUGUGACAUGAGAAGGAAGCUCUAGUGGGGCACGUCAAUUUUUCUGGACCUUACAGUCUUUGGCUGAAAUUCUGAACUCAGAAGUGCCCUCCAGAGCAUUAACUCCAUUCUUCAUGGCUGUAGGGCUUGUAACCGGAACUGCAAGCCUGGUCUUAAGACCAGACACCACAUAUUCUUCUCAAAAGUAAAAUGUCUGUUGUAUUGGUUUCCCCAAGGCUAGAACAGUCCUUUGUUACCUCUACAAGUGGCUUCUGCAGCAGAUGGAAGCUUUAGAAAAGAUCCAAUCAUCUUUGAGCCCAGUCUCCAAUGCAGUGGGGGCUGCAAAAGCACCUAGCUUUUACUUUAGUUCCAACACACUUCUAUUAAAGCUUGCCAGACCUCGAGGAAGGAUUUAGGUGAAUCCUUAGAAAAUUGCUUACCAGGGCUUCCUGAGUGCAUCCAGAUACCAAGUGAGAAGGAGGUGUGAUUUGAUACACCAUUUGAUCUAAAAGGUACAGCAUCGAAAUUUGCUAAAUCAAGUUUCUCCUGACUGAGAGAGACAAAGAGGGCAAGGAAAAGAGGUAUCAGAUGAAUACUAAAACCCACCGGCGUUUUUAAACUGUUUAUGUUUCUAUUCUUUUUUUGUAACUAUGACAGAGAUGUGCUAUUUUUUCAGUGGGCAAUUUUGUAAUACAUGUAGACUCUACAGGUGCAGAGCUGACUAAGGUAGUGAAUAGUUUUCUCUGAACAAUCUUGGAUCGCCUCCUCCUCUGUAAGAAGGCCGCGCUGCUGCUUGGGGAAACUAGGCAGAAAGCUUUUCUCACUGAGUGAUUUACGUAUUUGACGAGGCUUUUCCACGUCAUUAUGUCACACACAUCCCAAAGCAGAGUCUGCCAUAAAACCUUGCUGCCUGCUGAAACGUAGAGGGUAUGUCAAGGGAGACCACUGGCCGCUCUUUUUUUACCUCCUUUAAUGAUUUCCUACUUGAUGCUUUCUAAGUAGGCAGCAAAGCAAGGAAAAUGAUUACCACCUCCAGAAAUGUCACGUCUCUCUAGGAGUCCAACAUUUCCUGUGAUGAAACCCGGUGUCUGGGAUGAAACCCAGUGUCUGGGCGUGGGAAGGAGGCUGGGAGGAAUGAAGACAGAGCUGAACCAGGAGUCAGGAGGCCUGGAUGAGCCACAUACUUGCUGGGCCUCCACUUCUCCACCUGUAAAGUGAAGGAGUUUAACAAGAUGGUGCCCAAGUCUCCUUCUGACCUUAUGACCACUGAGUGUUUUGCCAGGGGGAUCCAUUUUUCGCAGAUACUGAUGACAUGUAGCAGACUUUUUACCUUGGGGAGGCAGAGUAACUUGAUGUGUAACAUACAAUAACCACUUUUGAGAUUUGGUACUCCUGUGUUGCUGAGAAUGAAUAUCUAAAUGAUUGAAGUUUUAAGGCCAAGGAGAAGUUGUUUAGUUUUGCCUUGUUUUAAAAUCACUGUUAGUCGCAGAGUUUGCAAUCUCUGGAUACCUUCACAUCCUAGUUCUCAGUGUGGAAUUCUUAAUCUCAAGGUGUUUCCUUUCCUCGAUCAGCAUAGGACUGCACCCCCGACUCCUUCAGUCAGCUUUGCCCAAAAUAAAUUUUGGUAUUAACCAAAGUCAAAUGGGAUUAGAAGGAUAAUUCAACAGCAAAAGAACUGUAAAUUGUAUUCCCUACCCAGAGAGAAAAUACCUUGUGGAUUGUGUAGUCCUCUGGUAAGUGUUCUCUCUUCCUGCUGGCGACCAGAUCAAUCAGGAAUUGGUUACAGACAUGUGCUGUGGCCACAGCGGCCCUUAUAGGAUUCUGUGUAGAUGAUGAGGGGCCCAGGAGGCCCAUCUGAAAUGUGUGGACCUGACCCCGAGGAGGUUCUGCUACAAACCCCCUGAGCCUAGGAGGUUCUCUACUUACCAAAGGUUUGUUUCUGGAGGAUUUUCCUGUGGCUUUGGUAAUUAAAAAAAAAAGUUUAACCAGCAUGGAAGGAUUCAAAAGAAAUGGAAACAGGCCUUCUCCCAUAGUCUUCUUCACUCCCUCCCCCCAAGAGGGAUCUCUGCGCUGGGGAGCUGGUAGUGUACAGAGAGUGUCAAAGGGAUGGGAACCCUUUAGAAGUAUAUGUAGACUUGAUGUGUAUUUGCAGAUGUGUGUUUUUCUGUAGUGAGUGUCUAGACCAGCACUGUCCAAUAGAAAUAUAAUGCACAUCACAAAUGUAACUUUAAAUUUUCUACUGGCCACGUUAAAAAAAGUAAAAAAAAAAACAGGUAAAAAUAAUUUUAAUAAUAUAUUUAUUUCAUCCAAUAUUGUUGUUUCGACAUGUAAUUAAUGUAAAAAGUAUUAAUGAAGUACUUUAAAUUCUUUUUUGUACUAAGUCUUCUAAAUCCAUUGUGUAUGUUACACUCACAGCACAUCUCAGUUUGGACCAGCUGCAUCUCCAGCACUCAUAGCCACAUGAGGCUCGUGGCUGCCGAUUGGGACAGCACAGGUCUAGAGCUUCUCCAAUAUCCUCACUAGAUUCCCUGAGCCUUGCAAAGACAAAAGGUUAAAUACUAAUUACCUCCAGAGAGAACUAGACUCCACCCAGUGAGAAACCCAGAGAUCCAUUUGUUUUGUAAUGAAUAAGUGUUCAGAACGCCCUUUUUGAAAUUUCUUCUUGACCUGUCUGACCACACCACUUAUGUCCAUUAUUGUUUACUGUUACUUCUCUGACCAGUUGUUUUUUUAAAAGUCACACAAACCAUGUUGAUUUGGUGCUGAAAGAAAAUUAUAUCCCUAGCUUCUGUGACAAACCCGUAGACUGAUAUGUGGCACUCAGGAGCCAAGGAGAAUUCCAGACUACGGGCGCCCAGCUUUACCUCAACCCCUAGUUGUCCUUCUUCCUGGUUGGCAGAAAGUCUUUUCCCAGUCCCAGUGCUCCUGGCCCCACAGCCAUAGCUAAAGCAUUGUGUAUUUGGGAGGAAAAAGUGGGAAGUUACAUAUUGACUCCAAAUACAAGACUUUGUGUGGCCUUAGGGAGAAAAAGUAUUAGGGGCUUGUGACCGUCUGGCCUCUACUUGGUGAAUUAUGACCACCUGCAAUAGCCAACUCUCAACUCAGAUGUCAGCAUCCCCCUCUCAUCCCAAGGCUGUGGGCAAGAAAAGGAGCAUUUCCAUUCCCUCAGAAUAAUUUAGAGUCACUUCUAAGAAUUGCUACCUCCUGUGUGGCUGGUCCCUUUGGAAGGAACUGAGCCCUGAUUAUGAAUACAGCAUCUGAAUACUGAUUUAGUCUCUAGAGUCUGGUCACCCCUGAAAUGUCAACUCUGUCAUCGAGGCAGGAAGAGGUGGAGAGUUUGGAGAAGGUAGAAAGUUAAUAGUGACAAAGGCACCUCCUAUUCUGACAUCACACAGUAAUGAUCAUAACCAUGGAGGCAAAUCUCCGUCCAAAGAGGGUUUUGUUGUUGUUGUUUUUUGUGAGAAAGAUCAGCCCUGAGCUAACAUCCAUGUCAAUCCUCCUCUUUUUGCUGAGGAAGAUUGGCCCUGGGCUAACGUCCAUGCCCAUCUUGCUCUAUUUUAUAUGGGACGCCACCACAGCAUGGCUUAACAAGCAGUGCGUCGGUGUGCACCCAGGAUCUGAAACUGCAAACCCUGGGCCACCGCAGCGGAGCGUGUACACUUAACCGCUGCGCCACCAUGCCGGCCCUGUCCAAAGAGGUUUUUUUUGUUUGCUUUGUUUUGUUUUCAGCAUUUUCCUCAUUCUGAUGGAAACAUCCCUGGACCUUCAUGGGUCUGGAUUUGGUCAUAUCAAAAACCAUGGUGCCCAGUGGCUCUUUCAGUUAGUGCCCUGACAUCCCUGUGGCUGCCACACUUUCAGAACCAAAAAUGAUGACAGAUCGCCUAACAUAGGCUUCUUUCUUAUUUAUGCGUUUUGUUUAGAUGAAAAUUCUUGCAGAGCAUAAAAAAUAAAUGGCAUUUCGUUAUCCAUUGAAUGCAUCGCGCCUUGACUGAAAGCAAAGAAAUCUCAUUAAAUCAAAAUUCUUUCAGAAAACCUAGGAUAUAGAGUCACUCUCUCCAAGGGGCAAGGACCCAGCCCUCUCUGGGUCUAGAGCCCCUGAGGCAAAUUCCGGUAGCAUUUUUAUCUGCUUUCACUUAGAUUUCUUGCCCUUUUCUGUCUGUGUGUCUUUCUCUAUCUCUGGCUUCUCUGACUGCCUUUCUCUUUGUACGCACACCCACACACAUUCUUUUCCUGUCUUUCAGGGCAAAAAACCUCUGUGGCUCUGGAACUAUAGAGUUAUUCUUGUGAUGAUCAUUGUUACUGUUGUUGGUGUUUUUCUUAUUAUGGUGUAGCAGUAUCUAUAUUUGCACUUCUGGUGAGGAAAACCAGUUUACUAUAGAAGCAAAUUAACUUCCUCCUUAGUGGAGCUAGGCUCGUUUUCACUUCUCAUAUCACUAAUUUUAUCUCAGACCACCUAUAGCUAUUGUUAUUUUUUUUUUCAGACUUCCUUGCCAGAAAAGUCUCCUAGGCAAAUAAUGGCAAGGUAACAGUUCCAGAAUGCUCUCUAGAUCGAUUAGCUUCCACAUCCAGCAUUUGUGACCUUCCUAGUUCACCACAGGCCCCCAGGGUUAGGAUUUCUUGGACAGACUUGUGGGCUGUCCUGUAUCUGAUGUCCACUCAUGCUCCUUAACAUCGUAGCAGGAGAGCUUGCUUACGAACAGGUAAGUGAUCAGGAGGCCACUUCUUCCUUAAGACUGAAAAAGAGGCACAAAGAAACUAUCCUUCUAAGGUGAGGGACACACGGUUCCUUGUGCACUGCUCUGUGUCACAGAAGUCCCUCAUCCAUGCUAUUGCAUAGCUGGGACUGAAGAGUACAUUUGACGAUGGCAGUUAUAAGGAGGUGGGAAUACUGCCUGCGGGGAGUCAGAAAAGAGGAUGGCAGGAUGUGAACAUGGAUGCUUUUCCCGAAUAAAUGGUCAUCCUCUACGUUUAGAGCUGACCUGGG